Molecule: messenger RNA, 3683 nt
Organism: Amphibalanus amphitrite
Lineage: Eukaryota; Metazoa; Arthropoda; Thecostraca; Balanomorpha; Balanidae
Gene: MED24
Product: mediator of RNA polymerase II transcription subunit 24-like
Exons: 19
Coding region: 243-3215 (990 amino acids)
Cellular component (GO): mediator complex
Molecular function (GO): transcription coregulator activity
Source: RefSeq, a predicted model, not a curated record
CAGUGGCACUAAUAGCAGCUUUUGCUUAUGAAAUAGCCGGGGGUUUCCUAGCAACUACAGACCAGCGAGCCUUUAUUUUGCAUGUUGCUAGGCAACAACUUACUGCAGUUCGUUCGGGUCAUACCAGUCGAAUACUCACCCUGAGAAGAUUUACAAGUAGGAAAUUGUGCGUGUAAAUCAUUAUAGAGUUCAGUGGUGUAAAUACAUUGCAUUUUGACCUCCAUCUGGCGGCUGUUGCUGGGAUGCUGACUCUACGUCCCGGCUGCGGCGUCACCAUGGGGAAGAAGGAUUCGCUGCGGUCGCUGCUGCUGAGGGCCUGGCGGGAGCGCUGGGAUGAACAGGUCUGGGGCAUCGCCAUCAAACAGAUUUUGCCGCGUGGUGUCAGCGGUGACGUAUACGAUCUGGCUCCGACGAUGCUGCAACUCUCCACUGUGGGACCCACCAUGAAGACAAUCAUCUUCAAAUACAUCAAACACUCGCUCUGCUCGGGAAUCAUCUCCCAUCAGGCGGUACUGGAAGCGGUGGCCGGGUUCCGCAGCUUCGAAAAGAUCCACUGUCUCUCCGCCUGUCUGGAUAUUGUCUCCAUGGUCGAGUCUCAGGUGCAGUGUCGCGGUAAGCAGGAGGAGUGUAUGGACCUGGCUCGCUCGGUCCUCUCGCUGGUGGAGUGGCUCUCUGCCCUGCUGGAGGCUGGCGUUGACCCUGCCGCCGCCGCCGACCCCGCCCGUCAGGCGCUCAAUCUGAAGCUGGCCGCGCUCGCCGAGCUGGUGGCCAGGAACAGGUUCCUGGCCGCGCUGCUGUACCUCGGCAGGCUCGAGGAUCAGGGCAAGGUGCUGGCCGUCACCAAGCUGCUGGGACGGCUGGAGCAGGAACUGGAACCGACCAGCGACCACCUCAGUGUCGUCAAACAGCUGCGCUCGCUGCUGGAGUACGACCCAUCGUCGGGUCUGUGGCCGGUGCCGGCGCCGGCCCGCGAGCACCCCAUCAUCCGCGCCGUGCACUGCCUGGUGCAGGUGGAGCUGAGCUGCUUCCGGGUCCGGCCGCCGCAGGCACUGGCGGAUCGGCUCAUCAGGCUGAAGGAGACGCAGGGGAUAUCAGCCGAGGAUCUGUACUUCAACAUCGUGCGCACCUGCUGCGAGGGUCUCUCCCAGGCGGUGGGCACGGACAUGGGCCGCUACUGGGUCCAGUUCACGUACCACCGGCUGCCCAAGCUGAUGGUCUGUCUCAACAACGGACUCGCAGGCUCCGGAGCACCUUCCGCGGCCCUGGCCGCCGCGUUCCACCGUCUGGUGUCGGCCGGUGGUCAGCUGGACCUCGUGGAGCUGCUCUACAACCGGGACGGACACGCCGGCCAGGACACUCUGGAGCUGCUGCUGCGAGAGAUGCUGAAGGCGGAGGUCAUCACCGAGGAGGACCUGCAGAGCAUCAUGAAACUCAGGGUAUCGGUGAGCCGUGCGUCCCGUCUGCGCCAGCUCCAGUCCACCCUCUCCCAGGACUGUCCCGGUGACAGCCCCGGCAGCAUCCUCCGCGCCGAUCCGACCGUCAAGAGCAUCCUGAACACGAUGGAGGUGCAGCAGCAGGAGGCUGGCAUCUCCAAGAUCACCACCGUGCUCUUCCACAUGCUCGGGCCGUCCCAGCAUCUGGUCAUCGGCGCAGCCGUCGGCAUCGGCAAGGUCCAGCAGCUGAUGAAGCAUCUCAUCAUGCUGAACAGCCUGCGGACGUCGUCAUCGGCCGAGUCGCCGUCCAUCAAGAACCAGGCGAUCCUCUUCGAGGUCACUUUCCUCAUCGUCAUGACUACCGUCAAAAACUACGGCCUGGAGGCGCUGCCACCGGCCGGCUCUCUGACGUGCCCCGACACGGGCACAGAGCCAUUCAUCCAGCGGUGGAUUCGUCUGUUCUACCGGCCUGCCGACGGACGCAGCGUGCUGAGCCUGACGGAGCUCGGCGAGCCGUCCCGCUUCACUCAGCUGUACGAGCAGCUGAUGACACCCGGAGCCAACCUGCUCGUCAGCGCUGUCCGUUGGGACGAGGUCUGUCUCUCGGUCCCCGCCUUCAUCUACUGGCUGCUGCUGGCCUGGUCGGACGGACAGGUCUCUCAGGAGCAGGUUCAGACGGUGGUCGACAACAUGAACCGGCAGUGGGCCUGCCUCUCCGUCUGCGUGGUCGUCUUUCUCAAGUCGGUUCUUCAGAGCUCCGACGAGCGUCUGGCCCAGAAGGCGCGGGUGCUGGUGAACAUGUACCUUGCGCCGGUGCCUGCCGACUGCCUGCCCACCGGCGACCAGGCCCACGAGAGGCUCGCCCUGGCCCAGAGCAUCAUGCACCACGUGCUGGAUGACUUCCUGCCACGAGACGGUGCAGUGCGUAUCCAGUCCGGCGGUGAGGAGCCGGCCGCCCUCUUAGUGCAACUUCGCCAGCUCUGGGACUCUGUGGUGUCGGCGGGCUCGCUGUCGGACAGUGACAUUACCGAGUUCCGGCGGCUUCUGGCGCGCGGCGGCGCCGCCUGGUUCGUCAGCUCCACUGUCAGCAUGGUGCUGGACUUCCCAUUCGAGCGCGAGCGGCAGCGUGCGGAGGAGAUGGCCCUGGCGGUGUUCCACCUGGACCUGCCGCUGUGCGCGCUGGCACUCGCCUCGCACGUGCUGGUCGACUUCUUCGGUAACGGACACGGCCACGCGGCCGCCUCGGAGCCCAAGCUGGCGUGUCUGGCCCGCAUGACUGUCACAGUUCUCCUGCUGGCCGCCGACGGCCCGGAGCCUGUGACCGGCGUGUCGCCCGAGUACCAGCGACUGCGGUUCCAGCUGCUGAUGCAGCCGGCGCCGGCCACGCCGCCCACCCCCGACCUCAUCUCGGCCGACGAGUACGAGCGGCCGCUGGCGCCGGCGGCCGAGGCGGCGGUGCCGGCCGUGGCCCGCGCCGUCCGACUCAUCGCCGCACAGAUCGCCGCGGUCGCCUAUGAUAGCAGGAUGACAGUAUGGACGCACUUCUCAGUCCAAUACAUCACAGAGGCGGCGCGUCGCGGCGGACCGCGGAUGCACGUCCUGCUCGGAUCGCUCACUCUCUCCGCGAUCUGGCACCUGCUCUGUCUGUCGCCCUCGUCGUUCUCUCCGGACAUGGUGGUUCGGCUGAUGGAUGUCCGGGAGGGACAGGGACGCAAGGUGGCGGCCAAGGUGCUCUGUCAGCUGCACUCGAUGCAGGUCGACGAACGCGACGAGUGCCGCUGACCUGACCUGAGAUGACCUGAUCUAGGGUUGAGGAGUGAGGAUAUCACUGAGGUGGUCGACGGUGACUUCACCUGACCUGGGAGGCCUGGCAGAUUCCGCCGGAAUGGUGGCCGACGACCGAACCUGACCCGGAGCAGGGUCGACUUCGCAGCGGGGCCGACCGCGGUUGGUGCCUCGCCCGGUCUAACCUGUGGCAGGGAGGAUGGGCAGUUGGGCACUGCGCAGGAGCCUCCCUCGGGAGCAAUGGACGAUGAUCUCGUCUGGGAACUUUGAGACGGCGUUGCAGUGCCGCGGUGAGAGAUUUGAGUGUCGUGCGCAGGGAUGUCGCAGUUUGUUUCAUACUGGGGAAAGGGGGAAUAUUUGUCGAUGUGUCGGUACUUGACCACUAAAUCGAUGUUUCUUUUUUAUCGAUGUCUCUUUGUUACUUGUCGAUUACGUGUGUCGUAAUGAAUAUAGUCGCGACUCUUA